This is a messenger RNA of Rotaria sp. Silwood1, 2631 nucleotides long. The record is from the annotation of a GenBank genome assembly. NCBI's taxonomy places the organism in Eukaryota, Metazoa, Rotifera, Eurotatoria, Philodinida, Philodinidae.
AUGACACCAUCCGAUCCAAAACUUAUUCAAUUAAAACAAAUAUUAAUAAAUAAUGAUAAUUUACAAACAAAUCUAGAAAAAGAUUUAUCUGAUUUAAUGCAAAUAAAAAAUAUUUCUAUUCGUAUUGAUUUAACACGAUCAACAAAUAUAGGAAAAUUAAUACAAGGACUUAUUUCCAAUGGAUCACUUUGGUUAUGUUCAACAUGUGAAGAAAUAAGUACAUUACUUGAAUUAUUUAUACGUAAUACAUCUUUUAAUGAUACAUAUGAACGUCUUCAAUUUCUUCAACGAACUAUAUCAAUUAUUGAUGUAUUUCAUCAAUUUUUUAGUUCAUCAAUUUUUGGAUUAUUUGAUCGAAAAAUUGAAUUAACACGUUUAUGUUCAAGUGUCAUACAAUAUCUUCGACCAUUACUUACAUAUAAAGAUAAAUGUUCUGUCUAUGAACUUUUUCAUGAUUCAGCAUUUAUUGAUGCAAAAUAUCUAUUUCGUAAAAAUUUACUUGAACAUUUUGAUAGUGGUCUUGUUUGGUCAUUUGAACGUGUACAAUCAUUUCCAAUACGAUCAACACGAAAAGAUCUACGUAAACUUAUUGAACAUAUGAUUAAUACAACAACACAUACAGAUAUGAUGGCAUCAAUUCAAUAUUUUGCUACACUUCUAGAAUGGAUUAGUUUACAAUGGACAUUUGAUGAUUAUCUUACAAUAAGUGUACGAAAUGCUCUACAAAAAAAUGUUUGUAUUACACGAGAUUUUAUUCUUGAAUCAGAAUUAAAAUUUUCUUCAUUGAAAUUAAGUAAUAAAAUGACAAAAAUAAUUGGAACUCUUGUACGUAAUUUACCAUCCGAAUCAAGUUCACUUAAUACAUAUUAUUCUCGUAUAAAAAAAGAUCUUGAAUUAAAAAGAACUACAUUAGAAAGAUGCAAUGAAAAUAUUCAAGAACUUGAAAGUCAAAUUUCUGAAUCAGAAUUAGUAAAUCAAAAUGAAGUAAAAAUAUCAAAUAAAGGAACUUCAAAUUUACGUUCGAGAUUAUCACGUGAUAUUUCUGUUUUUCAUCCAGAUGAAAAUCCUCUUAAUAAUCGAUUGAAUUUACUUAAACAAGAACAAACUAAAUUAAAGUCAGAAAUUAAUACAUUAAAUGAAGAAUAUAAUCGAUAUGAUCGUAGUCGUACCACAAUAUUAGAUAAAGCAAUAGCUGGACGUGAAAAACUCUAUGAUGAAAUGAGAGAUUUACUUCAAUCAGAUGAUUAUAAAUUUGUUCGUGAACGACUUGAACAACCUGAUGCUAAACAACUCAAUUAUCUUUUACAAUUACUUAAUGAAGCUCGAAAAAAUUCAACAUUAAUUAAUCGUGAAGGUCUACUUGAUACUCGUGCUGUACUUUCUACAUCAUUUGGUCGUGAAUUAAUUGAACAUGAUGAUAUUCUUGAAUCAUCUUUAGCUUUUUUUCUUUGUGGUUAUUAUUUUCUUCCUUAUUUUGAUCAACGAUAUCGAUUUUAUAUUAUUUCUAAUUGGCAACAAUUAAACGAUGAUAUUAAUAUUAAUACAUUAAAUUCACAUGAUUUAAUUAUUUAUUGUCCAAAUAAAAAUCCAUAUGAAUCUUGUUUAUUAUCAAUAACAAAACAAAAUAAUUCAAUAUCAAUUAUUAUAUGGUGUGUACAAGAUAUAUAUAUUAGUGAUUUACAUACCAUAUUAAAUGAAACAUUACCCGAUGGAAUUCAAUGUCAUAUUAAACAAAAAGAAUUUCAACAUAUAAAAACAACUAUUACAGAAAAUGGACAAGAAUUAUUUGGAUUAGCUUGUUUAAUGCAUUUAUAUCAAUCAGAUGAUAUAACAUCAACAAGAAUUCAUGAAAUUUAUGAUCAAAUUAAAAUUAUUUUUGAUGAAUUAAAAUAUUUUGUUGAACAUAAUGCUAUUGAACGUAAACCAUUAACUGCAUUUAUCUAUCAAAAUAUUAAUCGAUUUCAAUCCGAAUUAGAUUCACUUAAUCUAUCUAAUAAUUCUGAUGAUCUAUGGUUAACAUCAAUACAACAAAUAUGGACAUUUAUUAAACCAUAUCAAGAAAAAUUUUCAUCAACAAUAGCACAAAAACUUCAAGAAGAACUUCAAUAUUCAAUACAAUCAAUAGAACCACCAAAUUUAAGUAGUCGUUUAACAUCUUUAGAUUAUUUAGAACCAUUAAAAGAAAAAUAUGGUUGUGUACAUAUGAUUAUUCAAUAUUUAAGUGAAGGAAUGAAUUCAACAACUAUUGAAAAUAUAUCAGAAUUUCAUAUAUUAUUUAAUUUUAUUAAUAAAAUAUUAAAACUUUUAAAAUUACUUGUUCAACAUACAAUAUUUGGUAAAGAUGAUUAUCUUAAUGAAUUAUAUGAGUAUACACCAAAUACAAUUACACAUUUAGAACAUAUUUUUCAUUCAAUAUUAUCCGUUAUUAACAUUGUUAAUAAUCAAUUACAAAUUGGUGUAACACAAACAAAAUCUAUAUUUGAUGAUUUACAAACGAAACUUGAUGAAUAUUUAUCAAAAUUAAAAUUUAGUAAUAAUUUUUUAACAAGAUAUAAUCUUACAAAUUUAAUUCGUCCUUUAGCAAUAUUAUUUGAUCCAAAUCGACGUUUAAUUAAAAUAACUAAUAUAUCA